Molecule: messenger RNA, 2356 nt
Organism: Wasmannia auropunctata (little fire ant)
Lineage: Eukaryota; Metazoa; Arthropoda; Insecta; Hymenoptera; Formicidae
Product: solute carrier family 23 member 2
Exons: 13
Coding region: 265-1998 (577 amino acids)
Biological process (GO): transmembrane transport
Cellular component (GO): membrane
Molecular function (GO): transmembrane transporter activity
Source: RefSeq, a predicted model, not a curated record
AAGAACGCGCUGCUUUUAAGCAGUCGCUUAAUAGAGACGGACAUGGACAGCGGAUAGUAUCGCAUCAGGGCAAUACAGUAUAUUUAAGAGAAGACCGCGUAGUGGUGGUUUCGUCUGAUAUAUUAGGAGGCAAGGAGACGGGUCGGAGGAGGAGCACGUUGCUCGCGCGUCUGCUUGAGCUCUGCUGCGGUGCGUUUUAUCCUUCGGCAACGAAUUUUUCGCGAGAUUUUUGUCGGAUUCGUGGGAGAUUGUUGCAUCGUCAAAAUGCCAGAGAACGGAAUGCCAACGUGCGAAUUGAACAUAGACGAUUCGACAGCCGUUCCGAAAAAAACUAUAAGCGACAGUAACAGAAAUCCCGAGAUUACUUAUGGCAUUGAUGACGCUCCGCCGUGGUAUCUGUGUUUAUUCAUGGCAUUGCAGCAUUACUUAACUAUGAUUGGUGCCAUUGUUUCUAUUCCUUUCAUUCUAACGCCAGCCCUCUGCAUGGCCGAAGAUGAUCCCGCGAGAAGCCACAUUAUUUCUACGAUGAUCUUUGUUACUGGUCUAAUAACGUUUAUUCAAACUACCGUAGGAUGUAGGUUGCCAUUGGUGCAGGGUGGCACCAUAUCGUUCUUGGUGCCGACUCUGGCGAUAUUGAAUUUGCCGCAGUGGCAGUGUCCCGCGCCGGAAGUCCUCGAACAAAUGUCCCACGAGAACCGAACUGAGCUUUGGCAGAUUCGGAUGAGAGAACUGUCGGGUGCCAUCGCUGUUUCCGCCUUGUUCCAAGUGAUCAUCGGGUUUGGAGGUAUCGUCGGAUAUUUGCUGAAGAUUAUAACUCCACUGACGAUCGUGCCGACGGUUUCGCUAGUCGGGCUGUCCCUCUUCGAAAACGCAGCGGACGCCGCGUCUCAGCAUUGGGGUAUCGCGGCUGGAACGAUAAUAUUACUGACAACAUGCUCUCAAAUAAUGGUCAACAUUUCAUUUCCGUUCCUAAUAUAUCGCAAAGGCCAAGGACUCCACGUUAUCUGGUUCGAAUUGUUCAAACUCUUCCCAGUUUUGCUGACGAUAAUCAUUAUGUGGAUAAUUUGCACCAUACUAACGGUGACCGACACUCUACCGUUCGGUCAUCCCGCCAGAUCGGACAGCAAAUUGAGAAUUAUAAACGACUCACCCUGGUUUCGCGUACCGUAUCCCGGACAGUGGGGCGUACCCACCGUAACGUUAUCAGGCGUACUCGGUAUGUUAGCGGGAGUAUUAGCGUGCACGGUCGAGUCGAUCAGCUACUAUCCGACUACCGCGAGAAUGUGUGGAGCUCCACCGCCACCGGUUCAUGCGAUCAACCGUGGUAUCGCCAUAGAAGGUUUGGGCACGAUGCUGGCCGGUCUUUGGGGUAGCGGCAACGGCACGAAUACGUUCGGCGAGAACGUCGGCACGAUAGGGGUCACCAAAAUCGGCAGCCGCAGAGUCAUACAGUGGGCCUGCUUCCUGAUGAUCCUGCAGGGUGUGAUCAGCAAAUUCGGCGCGGUGUUCAUCAUAAUUCCCGAGCCGAUAGUCGGCGGAAUAUUCUGCGUGAUGUUUGGGAUGAUUUGUGCUUUCGGCCUAUCGGCGUUACAAUAUGUAAAUCUUAAUUCCUCAAGAAACUUAUUUAUCCUGGGCUUGUCCAUGUUUUUCCCUUUGGUCCUGUCGAAGUGGCUGAUCAAAUAUCCGGAUACGAUACAAACGGGAAACUCUGUAGCGGACAGCGUGUUCACCGUAUUACUUAGCACCACUAUUUUAGUAGGUGGUGCGUUAGGCUGUUUACUGGAUAACAUCAUCCCAGGUAACGCAAAAGACCGUGGAUUGGAAGCUUGGGCGAAGGAAAUGGAGCUGCCCGAUCGCGCGACUGACAAGAAAACCGACGAAGUGUCUGAUGUUGAGUACACCUGGAAUACCUUCGAUUUACCGUUCGGAAUGAGUCUGUUGAGAAGGUGGAAAUGGACUUCAUAUAUACCGUUUUUACCUACUUACCAAAAGCGAUAAAUGCAUUAAGGAUAUAUAAACACGCAACUACCUCAUGUGCAUACGCCUGUUUGUUAAUUAAUCGAAAAAAAUGUGAUAUGUAAAAAGUCGAUCGACAAAUGUGAUAUCACAUAACGUUAUAAAAAAUUUUAUGACACAUGAUUUAUACCGCUUCCAGUCUUAAUUUCAGAUAUCAUAGUUGCUUUAUCAUGUUUGCGAAAUUACAAUUUAAUGCGUGGAGGCUUUCACAAGAUAAAGAUAAAGAUUUAUAUGAUAAAGAUAAAAUCGAUAUUAUAACUGCUAGGAUUAUUUCGCAACAUUAUUUCUUAAAAAGAAAGUUAUAAUUAUAUUAACAUAUUGUAUAUUAAAUAAUAAAAAA